This is a messenger RNA of Adelges cooleyi (spruce gall adelgid), 3319 nucleotides long. RefSeq names its product dynamin-like 120 kDa protein, mitochondrial (gene Opa1). Gene Ontology annotation, biological process: mitochondrial fusion. Lineage: Eukaryota; Metazoa; Arthropoda; Insecta; Hemiptera; Adelgidae. Gene Ontology annotation, molecular function: GTP binding; GTPase activity; microtubule binding. Gene Ontology annotation, cellular component: cytoplasm; microtubule; mitochondrial membrane. Bases 389 to 3211 code for a protein of 940 amino acids. The record is from RefSeq and is a predicted model, not a curated record. The transcript has 20 exons.
AUGUUUAUUCUUUUCACUCGUUCUUUGUAAUUUAAAGUAACUAAAUAUCGUUUAUAUUUUUUUUAUUGCAUUUGUACAAAGUCGUUUAACCUUGAUGAUGACCGAGUCGAAUCAAUAACGUCUGUUAGCGUUAUCAUUUGAGCUGUUAUCAUUUUUACGCCACCCUAAUCGCACAGUCGCCGACUUGGAAUCUCGAACUGACAUUUUUUCACAACCGCACAUCUGUGUACUAACAGAUAGUUAGUUUGCUAACAAUUCGCUGAUGAGGAAGUCUCCACUAAUUGUAACAAGCAUUUAAACGCCGGUCAAGUACAGGUGCGUUUAGUUUUAUAGUUAGAACAUCAGGUCCGGUAUCUUCAUUCAAUCUUACCAUACAGUUAAUUUUGAAAUGGAGAUGUUAGCUUGCAGGCGUCCUGUUCUUGUAUGUUUGUUGAAAAACCGUAAAUUAAUAAAAAAAUGUUCCUCACACGGCCAACACAGACACAUGAGUUAUAUUAUUCAACGCCGAAUGUUGAACAAUCCACUGUUCAGAAUCCAAAAUCCAAAAUUGUCUAGAAAUUUUAUGAUGUUGCGUGUUAUAAAUCACCUACUAAAGUUGCGAUAUUUAGUAACGGGUAGCGUAGUUGGUGGUGGUGUAUUCGCCUCCAAAAAAUACCAAGAAUGGAAAGAUUCAUUACCAGAUUUAAGUUGGCUAGAAGAUUUACUACCCAACAACGACCAAGUGAAUAUCAUCCAAAAUUCGUUGAAGUCAAUAUUAGAUUCAGUGAAGAGUUUUGAAUUCGAUUCAACAGAAUCUAAUAACAAAUUGGGACGAUUUAAAGGCUGGCUUGAGUAUCACAUUGAUGAGGCGUUUAAAGCUGCUGAGGUUUCUGAUUUCGAUGUUCAAUCUGAACACUUGACACCCAUUGUAGUUGAAGCUGCAACACCAAAAUCAUCACAAGAAUCCACAAAAAAAUUAGAUUUGAUGCAGCAAGAGAUUAUAGAAGUUCAAUUGAAGUAUCAAAAAGAGUUAGAACGUUUAGAAAAAGAAAAUAAAGAAUUACGUAAACAGUUAUUGCUAAAAAACAGUCAUAAAAUGAACAUGAGGAAAGUCAAAAAAUCACUAAUUGAUAUGUACUCCGAGUUAUUGGACGAAUUGAUUGACUAUGAUUCGAGUUAUCAAACGCAAGAUCACUUGCCUAGAGUAAUCGUAAUUGGCGAUCAGAGCUCUGGUAAAACAUCUGUUUUGGAAAUGAUUGCCCAAGCGAGGAUCUUCCCCAGAGGAGCUGGAGAAAUGAUGACCAGAGCACCAGUCAAAGUGACCCUUAGCGAAGGUCCCUACCACGUAGCUCAGUUUAAAGACAGCGCUAGAGAAUUUGAUCUGUCCAAAGAGUCUGAGUUAGCCGAAUUGAGAAAAGAAGUCGAGUUAAGAAUGAAAAAUAGUGUUAGUCGCGGCAAUUCUGUUAGUAACGAAGUUAUUUCUAUGACAGUACGCGGCCCAGGACUUCAGCGUAUGGUUCUUGUGGAUUUACCCGGCAUCAUUAGUAGUGUCACUCAAGGGAUGGCUCCCGACACACGGGAAUGUAUUCGUCAGAUGUCAAUGUCUUACAUGUCCAAUCCCAACGCUAUUAUACUUUGUAUACAAGACGGAUCCGUCGACGCUGAAAGAAGUAAUGUAACAGACUUGGUAUCACAAGUCGAUCAGCAAGGACGCCGUACCAUAUUGGUAUUGACUAAAGUAGAUAUGGCAGAAAAAAAUAUGACAAACGCUGACAGGAUAAAUAAAAUUCUCAGUGGUAGUUUGUUUCCGAUGAAAGCGUUGGGUUAUUUUGCCGUCGUUACUGGUAGAGGCAAUCAAGAAGACAGUAUUGAAAGUAUUAAAGAGUAUGAAGAAAAGUUCUUCAGAAAUUCCAAGCUGUUCAGAGAGUCUGUUGGUAUUACUUCGCAGCUCACAACUCGUAACUUGAGCAUGGCUGUCUCUGAUUGUUUUUGGAAAAUGGUUCGUGAAACGGUUGAACAGCAGGCAGAUUCAUUCAAAGCCACUAGAUACAAUUUAGAAACAGAAUGGAAAAAUAAUUUUCCCAGAUACUUGGAGUUGGACAGAGAUGAGUUGUUUGAAAAAGCUCGCGGGGAAGUGUUGAACGAAGUUGUGAAUCUUAGCUUGGUGUCGGUCAAAGACUGGGAAGAAAAGCUAAGUACUGAACUGUGGAAUAGCAUUUCACACUAUAUUAUGGAAAAUGUUUAUUUACCGGCAGCAUAUUCAGCGCAUCAAACAAACAGCACUGCCAGUUUCAAUACAAUGGUGGACAUCAAGUUGAAACAGUGGGCAGAAGAAAUGUUACCACGAAAGUCUAUAAACAUCGGAUGGACUGUAUUGAAAAAUAUGUUUAAAGUGAUGUUCGAAGAAAACCAAAAAGUCCAGGCCACUGACGAGAUUUUGGAAACGCUGAAAAUGGCAGUCAUUGAUGAGGCUUUGACUAGACACUCUUGGGAAGAUAAGGCAUUGGAAAUGUUACGAGUCAUACAGUUAAAUGCCCUGGAAGAUCGAUGUAUAAAAGACAAACACAACUGGGAAGAAGCUUCCCAACUUCUAAUCGACAGUCUUGAACAAAAUUUUAAAUCGACUGAAGAUUCUCUACGAGAAAUGGUCGGACCAUCUAAUUUUGAAAAAUGGUUUUACUGGCAAAGCUCAUCCAAUGAACAAACCAAGAGAAAUUACAUUAAAUACGAGUUGGAAAAAUUGUUACACUCAAAUCCAACUCACAGCAAUUUGUUGAGCAAAGACGAACAGAUCACCAUUUGUAAUAAUUUGAAACAUAGGUUUAAACCGCCGUGCGAACAAGAUGACAUUUGGCAGACAUGGUAUUUAGUGUACAGGCGUCACUAUUUCAAAAGAGCUUUAGAAAAUGCACAUAAUAUGAAAAGGCAGUUUUAUCAUUAUCAAGAAUCCAAUGGUCCCCAAAGUGAAUACUAUGAAAUAGAAAUGUUCUGGAGGAUAACACGUAUGAUCAAAGUAACUGCCAGUGUGUUGCGACAACAGAUCACCAAUAGAGAAGUGAGACGAUUGCAUCGAGAAAUCAAAGAAGUUUUGGAAGAUUACAGUCAGAAUACAGAUAUUAAAUGUAAGCUGUUGACCGGCCGUCGUGUAACCCUAGUCGAAGAACUUAAUAAAGUCAAGCAAAUCCAAGAAAAAUUAGAAGAAUUUAUUCAAGCAUUAAAUAAAGAAAAAUAAUCAUCGACUUUUAGAAUUAUUAUAUUUAUUGUAUUUAUCUAUUUAGGCAUUUCCUUUGCACUUAUGUUUCUUUUUCUUCUAUUAUUUGAUUAAAUAUGUGUUACAAUA